Molecule: messenger RNA, 3395 nt
Organism: Mycena citricolor
Lineage: Eukaryota; Fungi; Basidiomycota; Agaricomycetes; Agaricales; Mycenaceae
Source: the annotation of a GenBank genome assembly
GCGAUCACCUUAGCGACAGCGCGGGGCCGAGAAGCCGAUGAUCAAUCAUCCCACCUAGGCUCCACCUUGCCCUUGGACAGUUUUUGAUCACUAUUGUCUCGACCGUGCGCUCUGUCGCGCACUUUUCUUCGCUACCGUACUUCCCUUCCUUCCUCCAUACCCUCGCCUCAACUGCGGCGCGAUCAGCCGUACCCAUCACCUCAUCGCUGUUGAAGGCACUCCUCCGCGAGUAUACGCAAAUCCGCAUCCGAAGGACGGACGAAGGAAGCCCGCGGGAAUUCUAGAUUAUCCCCUCAUCCGGCGUCGCACAAUACCACUCCCGCUUCUCCCCUCCGCCUCGGACGCGCACACCAGCUUCCCUCUCUCACCCAGAUUCUCACCUCUGCUUCACUACCUUGGCUGACAUGGGCGGCUGCCUCUCGUCCCCUGUUCCUGGCGGCAUAGAAGUGACGGACCGCGAGCGCGCACUGCACCGGGCAGCGGAGAAGCAAAUGAAGGAAGCCAAGGCGCGGAUGGAGGCGCAGGUAAAGUAUCAUGACGGCGGUCUUCUCGCUCACCCAUGUUUUCGUGCCGUCCUUCUCCUCGGGUCUGGCGAUAGCGGCAAAUCGACCAUCUUGAAGCAAAUGCGGCUGAUUCACAAGGUUCCAUUCUCACCCCAGGAGAAAGAACACUUUCGGCAAUUGGUCUUCGACAAUCUCACCCGUGGCCUCAAGUAUCUUCUCGACGCGUUACCGGACAUGGAUCUCGAGCUCCCUGCAGUGUAUACGGAUGUCGACGAAGAAGGCUUCGUGCGUGGGUGGGCCCACGGCGGAAUAGUACAGAGAAGCAGGACGGAGAUGCCGAUCCAGACGAGGAGGGCGUCCUACCUACGCAGCUGGCAGAAGAUAUUGCUUUGGUCGAGAGUGCUGAAGAUUUGGGGGAUGGGGAGGUCUUCCCUUCUCGGUUCUACGGGGUGCGCAGGGUCACUGGUUCACGCUGGGUUUCAGGAGACUAACAAACCGAUGCCAGGCGUUGUCAAGACUAUGGUGAAGAGGUCGUGCGAACGGGUUGGAAGCGUGGAAACGAGGCCGCCGUGCCCGAGAAGUGCGUUCCCGAUUUAUCAUUCCGCUGCGCCCAAUGAACGAAUUCCCAGCUUGUACUACUAUUUCUCUCACCUCGACCGACUCUUUGAUCCCAAUUACCUCCCCAACGAACAAGAUAUUGUGCGUGCACGAGCGAGGACGAUCGGGAUCACAGAGACGACGUUCUCACUGAGAGAUCACGAGAUGCUCAUGGUCGAUGUCGGCGGCCAGAAGUCUGAGCGCCGAAAGUGGAUACACUGCUUCCAGGACGUUACCUCCAUUCUGUUUCUUGUCAGCUUGAGCGGAUAUGACCAGUGUCUGAUAGAGGACCGGGAUGCCAACCAAAUGCAAGAUGCCAUGACGAUUUGGGACUCGAUAUGCCACUCGCAGUGGUUCAAGCAAACAUCCAUCAUCUUGUUCCUCAACAAGGACGACCUGUUUGAGAGAAAGAUCCAAACUUCCGACAUCAAGACAUAUUUCCCGGACUUCGAUGGUAGGCCCGGCGACGCCAGUCAAGGGCGAGACUAUUUCAAGAAGCGCUUCGGGCGAUUAGCUCAGAAGGCUGGCCGUGCUAAGGAGCGGGAAGUAUACAUGCACGUGACGACAGCGACAGAUACGGAGUUGCUAAGAGUGGUGAUGGCUGCAGUUGAAGGUGCAGUGAGUGUUUCCGAUUCUAUGUCCACCUCCGCCCCUGCUCCGUUUUCUCUCGACUUCUGGCUGCAUCCUUGUAUGCUCAAUAUCACACUGCAGCAUCGUCCUGCGAUCAAACCUCGCUGGAGCCGCGUUGAUCUGAGGCCUCCAUGGCCCGAGCGCGAGAAUUGGAGCGGUCGCUCAUUGCCGCUGUUUCUGGAUAAUCCACGAGGAGAACCGCAUGACAGGAUCAUGAAAUACGAUCUGUGUGACACUUCAUCGCAGGCUGUGCCGCCUCCGUUGCGCUUAUCCUUGACCACGGCCACUCACGCACAUAUGGAUAUCGCCCCGAUCACUGACCGCCUCAAUGAAGACAUCUUAAUCUUAAUACUGAUUUUCUGCGAUGCCCAUGCCGUGCUCCAACUGUCAUCCGUCAACAAACUCUUCCACACCCUUGCUCGCUCGAAGCAAGUGUGGAUGACGCUUAACGCGGACAUCAUAGCGCGCAAUCUGACGGACGUCGUUCCGCCCUUGGCUCUUGAACAGCUCUCCGUUCCAGAGCUCAUCGCUGAGGCGCGCCGCGUUGCGCGUGGACCCUCAUCAUGGGCUGUAGGUUCAUCGCCUCAGGCUCGCUGUGUUCCUGCAAGAUCUAUAAGCCUCCCAUCGAUUUCUCUUGCCGAAGCCGAGCACACGCAGGUCCGACUUGUUCCAGGCGGCAACUAUGCGUUCCUGACCAGCGUACACGAGUUCCGAUGCAUCGAUGCACUCUCUGGUGAGGUCCUGUGGACAUGGAGCGGAGACUUGGUUUAUUACACGGAGAAGAUGGAGAUCGGUGGUAGGGUAAUUAAUCUGGUAAUAUUGUCGAGGGUGGACGAUAGAAGGACAGGCCUUGAGAUGUGGAGGCUGGACUUCUCUAGUUCCGUCUUGCAGCAGCAGAAGAUUCUCAACGUGGUGCUUGUGAUCGGACCCCGACAAUGCUCGUACCCUGUACUUCAUCAGGAUCUAAUCGGCGUCGCUUUCAACGACGCGGCCAAGGAAGCGAUCUUGGUCGUAAACUGGAGGCUUGCGUUGUGCGUAAUUAUCAAAACUCAGCCAUCAAGCUAUGCCCAAGACGUUAGUUUUGUUCCCAGACACAUGAUCUUGCUGAUGGCUUCUCCGGUCAAGCCACAUCACGCGACGCUCUUCAUCUUCUCCCGAAGAUAUCGCACUAGCUUCCAUGCUAGUCUCGAGCUUGAUGUCGACCAGGCAGUCUGCCGCAAAACGCUUGUUACCCAUGAACAGAAGUACGACUUCGAUCAUGCUGAGCAGUUGCUGCUGCAUAUGCGAAUGAACCCCCUCCGCCAUAACGCCUACACGAUCUUGAUUUACGGCUCGUUGUCUAACAAUGCUGCCGAGUCACAUGCUGCAGUGUUCACGUUCUACGUGUCGGUCACGGAUGGGAUACUGAAAUAUCGAACGGCACCGGUCAAAACGGUUGCAAUGGUCGAGGAUCCGGCGUUGUCUUAUUCUUCAUACGCCCUGGACCCGGAGAGCGAAUGCCCGAGGCUGCUAGAUGUGUCCACUCUGGGCCGCGACGAUCUGGAUAUCGCAUCUUUCCGCCCAGGGGCUUUCCCGGAGCGGGUGAGCGAUGCGCGACUAUCGUCGUUCGGCGGGACGAUCACCAUUCUUCAUGGCCAGACUAUGUUCAUCGAAACAUUUGUGUAG